Messenger RNA from Rubroshorea leprosula, 1338 nucleotides. Lineage: Eukaryota; Viridiplantae; Streptophyta; Magnoliopsida; Malvales; Dipterocarpaceae. The record is from the annotation of a GenBank genome assembly.
GGAAAGCCUAACGCGUCCGAGUUAACUCACCUUCGUCUUCCUCAGAAUAACAUCAAGAUCCUUGAAAACGAACAAUCCUCCGUGAUUCGAUCUCUAUUUUCGAGAGCUUAAUUGUUUGUUUCCCAAUAUCAUUUUACAAGACCAUGAGUUUCGUGUUCCGAGGGAAUAGAACAGAUAUAGAGGGUGGAUUUUCAGGAUUUACUCCUGGGAGACGUGCAUUGCGCGUCCAUGGUGCACGGCCUGUUAAUUCCAACUCUCUUGCUUUCCUUGUUACAGUACUUUUGCUGUUCAUGAUAUUAAACUCACACCAGAUGUCACCUAAUUUUCUGAUUUGGUUGGUGUUUGGUGUCUUUUUUAUGGCAACUUCCUUACGGAUGUAUGCCACCUGCCAACAACUCCAAGCUCAGGCUCAUGCUCAUGCUGCGGCAGCCAGUGCCCUUCUAGGCCACACUGAGUUACGGUUGAACAUGCCACCAUCCAUUGCAUUUGCAACCAGAGGACGCCUACAAGGACUUAGACUGCAACUUGCACUUCUUGACCAUGAGUUUGAUGACCUAGAUUAUGAUACUUUAAGAGCACUUGAUGCCGACAAUGUUCCUACAGAUUCAAUGAGUGAGGAAGAGAUAAAUGCCCUUCCAGUUCACAAGUACAAGGUUUCUGCCCCUCAAAGCAGUGACUCUUCAAUGCAACAGGCCUCUUCUUCAGCAUCACCUCAGACGAAGCAGAACCACAGUAAUACAGUGGAGAGCAUGAAAGGUUCAGAGGAUGAAUUAACUUGCAGUGUUUGCUUGGAGCAAGUUAAUGUUGGGGACCUUGUCCGUAGUUUGCCGUGCUUGCAUCAGUUCCAUGCUAAUUGCAUUGACCCGUGGUUGCGGCAACAAGGGACAUGCCCUGUUUGUAAAUUCAGAGCUGGAUCCGUUUGGCACGAAUCUGCGCAGAAUGGAACGGAUGCUUCAUACAUGGUUUAAUUCUUUUUAAUAAGCAGGUUUAUCAAUGUAUCUAAAUAAUCUGUCUGCAUGUAUACAAGGCCAUGGAUCUACAUGAAACAUCUUGUUGAUUAACUUAUUUCCGGCAAUGGUUUCAUCAUCCAAUGGUCGGAAUUCAUGUAAUCACAUAGUAUAGUUGUGUUACUGAAGUUUCAACUGAAAAUCACGUCUCAUUUUAUCCUGUUACUGUAACCAAGGUGGGGUGAUCAAUAGGACUUGAUCGGAUCUAGCUCUUUCCUCAGGGACUACCAAGAGCAUGUACAAUGGGAGUUCUCUCCCUGUGUUCUUUCUCAAAUGAAAAGAGAGACAGAAACUCCACCCCUAUUGCAGGGAGUAAACACAUGUCAAGUGG